Molecule: messenger RNA, 1242 nt
Organism: Physella acuta
Lineage: Eukaryota; Metazoa; Mollusca; Gastropoda; Physidae
Product: small ribosomal subunit protein mS31
Cellular component (GO): mitochondrial small ribosomal subunit
Molecular function (GO): structural constituent of ribosome
Source: RefSeq, a predicted model, not a curated record
ACAAAGUAAAGAUAAUAUGUUAUCAAAGGUUUGACUUUGCAGUAGCGAAGUCAACAUCAUAAUUCUAGAUCUAGAAAUAUAAUUAGAAUUAGAUCUAGAUUUAGAUCUGGAUCUAGACUUCUAGAUCUAGCAAAUAAGCAUGCAUCGAAGUUUAUUGCAAGCGUUAACUACAUCUCACAAGGAAACUGGCCGUAUACUAGCAUCAUUCAGGCUGUUUCACACAACAUGUAUUACUGAGGAUAGAGAGAAAAAGAUUUCAGCUGAGAAAAAAGAAAUCAAGAAGCCAUCAAGCAAAGUACCCCCUACCAAGCAAACCCCUGCUAAGCUUCUGAAGAAAAAUGAGGAUACAAAUUCAGAUAAGAAGAAAGUCCAUGUGAGUGAGGAGCUGAAAAUGGCAGCUGAGGCCGCAGCUAAGUCAUUCUCACGUGACUGGACCAGGACAGCUGAGGAGCUGCUGUCACGCCUCCAGUCCACCCAGCCCAGUGCCAGCCCUGAUGAACAGGAGCAGGAAAAUCAACAAGUCAACAACCUGCUUUCUACCAUGAAAGUUGGAAGAGGGUUUACCCAACCAGCUGGGAGCAGAUCACCUAUGUACAGGAGGACAAGGGAUGGGAGCAUGGAGAUUCUGCCUUCUAGUGUUGUUUCCAAUGUUACUUACAGGAAAAGAUUAUCCAGGUUGAAUGAGAACUUACCUUCGUUGAAAAAUGCACCUAGACUUGGAAUAUUCAAUGCUGAAAAAAUAAAAUCACAAGUGGAGGAGCCAAAACCAGCCAAGGAUCUGUGGGCUCAGGUUGAUGAAGAAAACCUGAGGAAAAUUCAGGCACCUCUUCCUAGAAACCAUUUUGAGGAAAUGAUUCAGUGGACCAAAGAAGGCAAGCUCUGGACGUUCCCCAUAGAUAAUGAAGCAGACUUCCAUGAAGAACGCAAAUACAAGUUCCAUGACCACAUAUUCCUGAACCAGCACUUGUCCAAGUUCCCAGACAAGGGGCCAGUGAGGAAGUUCAUGGAACUGGUCACCCUGGGUCUGAGCCUCAACCCAUACAUCACAGUGCCAGAGAAGCUGGAACACAUACGCUGGUAUGAGAAGUAUUUUGCUGAGAAACAGGACAUACUCAAGGGCUGCAUAGGGGAGCUGGGGGUGCUGAAGGAAGAAGGGAAACUGGCAUGAUUUCACUGGUGUUUUAUACGUUGUUGUGUCAUUGUAAACAUUAAAGAUGUAUCAUCAUUCUGUUGGUUUCACUA